AUGUCCACUUCUCCUUCAUCUGCAAAGUACACCGUCUGGUUAGAACUCGACACCGCGACUGCAACUAGCAGCACUUACACACCUCAGAACAUAUUCGACCGUCUUCCAAGGCACGAGGAUAUCACACACCUCGAACCAGGCUGGGAGGUGCAAGGAAAACAAAAGCUAAAGCACCGUCGUCGUGCGCCUUCCGCCGCACCUUCUGUUACUCCAUCUACGAGUACACUUAGAUCACAGAAAGAUAGGAGGUACGGACCUAUCCAUAUCGACUGGUACGACCUCAUGCCCGACCGGGAGAAGACGUUCACUUUGACGACCGCCGUCGAGUCCGAGUCGGGGAGCACGACCCUUCCAUCAGGGACGCUGCAUCUCUUUCGGCAUCCCACUGCUCCUCCUCUACCAUCCGAUGACCCGUCAGACGGUCCACUCCUAGGCAUCCUCGCCCUGCCCGCGUACUUCACUCCCUCAGAUCUGCUGGACUUCCUCUCCCCCCUCCUACCCCCGCACACCAACAGCCUAGCCCAUAUCCGCGUUCUACGGGACUCGUUCCCCGACCGCUCGCUCGUGCUACUCAAAUUCCGCCCUUCGCCAGACGCGGUGCUCGCAGCAGACGAGUUCACAGCGGCACACAAUGGCCGUCCGUUCCAGGACGCAUCCCCAGAGAUAUGCAAGAUCCUAACGAUAGACAGUGUCCUCGUUACACCUACACCUUCUUCCCAACCACCGGAAGCUCAUCCCCCAGCCCCGCGUCAGGUGCUGACGGGGCUCGAGCUCCCCACAUGCCCAGUAUGCCUGGAUAGGAUGGACUCGGCCCUGACGGGGCUCAUCACAGUCCCUUGCACGCAUACGUUCCACUGUUCCUGUCUCUCUAGGUGGCCGGACAGCCGGUGCCCGGUAUGCAGAGCGAGCACCGCGCCGAGUUCACAACCGCUUCGAGAAGCGGACUUACGCCGGCCUCCUCUUCCCGCGCAUUCAGGGCACGGCGGCCACGGCGGCGACGACGACAAGGACAAUGCCGCUGAAGGAGGAACAGCACACUGCGCGUCCUGCAGCUCGACUUCCGACCUCUGGAUCUGCCUAAUCUGCGGCAACCUCGGUUGUGGCCGGUACGCACAAGCACACGCCGCAGCGCACUACCAACACACGCGGCACGCGUUUGCGUUGGAGGUCGAGACACAGCGCGUGUGGGACUAUGAGGGGGAUGUGUAUGUGCAUAGGCUGAUAAGGAAUAGGGUUGAUGGGAAGGUUGUGGAGCUUGCUGGGCCUGGACCGUUGGGUAGCUCUACCGGCGGGGCUGGGGCGGGCGGGGUAGGGGCAGGGAUGGGACAAGAGGAAGAGAAAGAGAAAGGGAAGGGGAAAGGACCAGGGGAGGAAGACGCACUCGUUGCUGAGAAGAUGGAAGCGAUGGGAAUUGAGUAUGGCCUGCUGUUGAGUGCGCAGCUGGAGACGCAGAGGACGUGGUAUGAGGAGAAGCUGGGGGAGGUGGAGCGUCGUUUGCUAGAGGUUAUGCAGCAUGAGGGGCGGGAGGCGGAGCGGGCACGGGAGGGGGAUGCAGAGUGUGAGGGUGCGGAGAAGAAGGAGAGGGAGAAGGAGAGGGAAGAGGGAAGAGCAAAGCUAGAAGCAGAGAUCCACGCUCGGGAAAAAGCCCAACACCGAGCUACUCAAGCCCAACACCUAGCGCGCACCCUCCAAACCGACUUGUUAGCAGAACGCGCAGUCAGCUCCGGUCUCCUAGCCAACCUCUCCCUUUUACGAGGGAGGGAAGCAGAGCACGCGAAGGAAAAGCAGGGUUGGGAGAGGAGGGAGAGGGAGUUGGAGGAGGAGUUGAGGGAUUUGAUGAUCUUUUUGGAGACGAGGGGGAGGAUCGAGAGUGGGGAGAUUGGGGGGUUGGAGGGGGGGAGUGUGGGGUUGCCCCCGAUGCCGACUACGAGCAUGACGCGGGGGGAGGGGAAGGGGACGCCGGAGAAGGAGCAGGGGAAGGGGAAGAGGAAGGGCAGGAAGUAG
Dacryopinax primogenitus is the source of this 2004-nucleotide messenger RNA. RefSeq names its product zf-UBP-domain-containing protein. The record is from RefSeq and is a predicted model, not a curated record. Gene Ontology annotation, molecular function: ubiquitin protein ligase activity; zinc ion binding. Lineage: Eukaryota; Fungi; Basidiomycota; Dacrymycetes; Dacrymycetales; Dacrymycetaceae. Gene Ontology annotation, cellular component: cytoplasm. Gene Ontology annotation, biological process: protein ubiquitination; Ras protein signal transduction. The transcript has a single exon. Bases 1 to 2004 code for a protein of 667 amino acids.